Gorilla gorilla gorilla (western lowland gorilla) is the source of this 1005-nucleotide messenger RNA. RefSeq names its product aldo-keto reductase family 1 member C8 (gene AKR1C8). The transcript has 9 exons. The record is from RefSeq and is a predicted model, not a curated record. Lineage: Eukaryota; Metazoa; Chordata; Mammalia; Primates; Hominidae. Bases 1 to 1005 code for a protein of 334 amino acids. Gene Ontology annotation, molecular function: oxidoreductase activity.
AUGAUGACGGAUCUGAAGCAAAGCCAUUCAGUGAGGCUGAAUGAUGGACACUUCAUGCCAGUGCUGGGAUUUGGCACUUAUGCUCCUGAUCACAUAAGUGAACCCCAGGAGGCUGAAACUCCCAAAAGCCAGGCUGCCGAGGCCACCAAAGUGGCUAUUGAUGUAGGCUUCCGCCAUAUUGAUUCAGCAUACUUAUACCAAAAUGAGGAGGAGGUUGGACAGGCCAUUUGGGAGAAGAUUGCUGAUGGUACCGUCAAGAGAGAGGAAAUAUUCUACACCACCAAGCUUUGGGCUACUUUCUUUCGGCCAGAAUUGGUUCACCCGGCCCUAGAAAGGUCACUGAAGAAACUUGGACUGGACUAUGUAGAUCUCUUCAUUAUUCAUGUACCAUUUGCUAUGAAGCCUGGGGAAGAAUUACUGCCAAAGGAUGCCAGUGGGGAGAUUAUUUUAGAAACUGUGGACCUUUGUGACACUUGGGAGGCCCUGGAGAAGUGCAAAGAAGCAGGUUUAACCAGGUCCAUUGGAGUGUCCAAUUUCAAUCACAAGCUGCUGGAACUCAUCCUCAACAAGCCAGGGCUCAAGUACAAGCCCACCUGCAACCAGGUGGAAUGUCACCCUUACCUCAACCAGAGCAAACUCCUGGAGUUCUGCAAGUCCAAGGACAUUGUUCUAGUUGCCUACAGUGCCCUGGGAUCCCAAAGAGACCCACAGUGGGUGGAUCCCGACUGCCCACAUCUCUUGGAGGAGCCAAUCUUGAAAUCCAUUGCCAAGAAACACAGUCGAAGCCCAGGCCAGGUCGCCCUGCGCUACCAGCUGCAGCGGGGAGUGGUGGUGCUGGCCAAGAGCUUCUCUCAGGAGAGAAUCAAAGAGAACUUCCAGAUUUUUGACUUUGAGUUGACUCCAGAGGACAUGAAAGCCAUUGAUGGCCUCAACAGAAAUCUCCGAUAUGAUAAGUUACAAUUUGCUGCUAAUCACCCUUAUUUUCCAUUUUCUGAAGAAUAUUGA